AUGCAAGGCGAGGCGCGGCUACCGCCGGCGUGUGUAUCCAAGGUGCUCGACGACGAAGACCUCCUGGCGGAGAUCAUCGUCCGCGUCGGCUUCCCCACCAGCCUCGUCCGUGCCGCCGCCGCCUGCAGGCGCUGGCUCAGCCACGCCUCCGACGGCGCCUUCCUCCGCCGUUUCCGCGAGCUCCACCCGCCCAGACUCCUCGGCUUCUACAUCGCAGAAAGGGACUAUCCGGCCUCCGAACGCUUCUUCCCCAUGCUGCACCUGCCCCCGGAGCUCGCCGCCGUCGUCCGCCGCGCAAGCUUCAGGCCGGACGCCUACGACGGCGCGCAUGCCCAUGUGGUGGGCUGCUCCAACGGCAGCGUCCUCACCCACCGCGCAAGCUUCUGCCUGGACACCUUCAAGCUUGUAUUUGCAAGGCACAGGCCGCUGUGCUAUGAGAGAGGUAUGCGUAUGACCAUCCUCCCAGGAUUAAAACUCAGAACCUCACCAGGCAGUAUCUACAAUUGGACACAACUCUUCUCCAAACAAGAAGAGGAUGGGUGGUCCUACUUUUAUCUCACCGUGAAGGAUAUCAUGGAUGCACCUGGGGUGCUUCUGUAUGUGUAUAUGUUGCAAAAUGGUGAUGAUGUCUGGCGCCUGCAUCUCACCUUGGCCUCAGACCUGCAUGCAUGGAAAAGUCCCAAAGGCGUGCUCUUUGACAACAAAAUCUAUCUGGCGGCCGACGAUGCAAUUCUUGUCCUGGAUUUGACAGCCUCAAUCUUAUCGACAAUUCAGCUCCCACAAGGGGUGAGUUUUGACCUGAGUGGAACCACCAUGUUGUCGCGGGCCGAUGACGGUUCUGUUUUAUAUCUCAUCCAUAUCAAGGAGCUUCAACUUCAAAUCUGGCUCCAUAACGGGGGCAACUGGUUGCUGGUGGACACUGUUUGCUUGAGUGAAAUGUGUGCUAAUUUUCUCGAGGAUGAACCUACUGCUGACAUCCGGAUAAACCAUGUGGGGGACUAUAAUGAGUUUGUAUUCUUGGAGAUGGGUCGAUGUGUGCUCUACUUGGAUGUCAAGAACAGGACGCUGCGUAAAGUAUACAAGAUGACAGCAGAUGAGUAUUAUUUGGGUGAUAUCUAUCCUUUUAUGAUGAGCUGGCCUCCCAUUUUCCCUACUCUCAGUCCUGCAAGGUUUGCCUUUUGCCCUUUUGGUGAUCUGUAUGGUCUACUUGUAGAGUUUACAUAA
This is a messenger RNA of Triticum turgidum subsp. durum (durum wheat), 1224 nucleotides long. Lineage: Eukaryota; Viridiplantae; Streptophyta; Magnoliopsida; Poales; Poaceae. The record is from the annotation of a GenBank genome assembly.